This is a messenger RNA of Trichoderma atroviride IMI 206040, 597 nucleotides long. RefSeq lists its product as uncharacterized. Lineage: Eukaryota; Fungi; Ascomycota; Sordariomycetes; Hypocreales; Hypocreaceae. Gene Ontology annotation, cellular component: EMC complex. The record is from RefSeq and is a predicted model, not a curated record.
CUCACCGUCUCCCUCCCCGCAAAGCCAAACCCCUUCCUGCUGCCGCCCAGCACCCACGCCACGCUGUCCAGCCUGCACAAGCGCCUCGACGCCCCUCUGACCGCGGUCAACACCUUUAGCUUCCACAACGUCUCGGCCGACUCGUACCUGCUCGACGUGCACUGCGCCACGGACACUUUCCAGCCGCUGCGCGUCGACGUCGGCGAGGAUGGCGCCGUCAAGGCCUGGGAGACGUUCCGCGGCAACGAGUGGGGGAAUAAAGGCGAGGAGGUGCCCGUCAAGAGCGAGGGGAACAGUCGGAGGGGGUUCAGCGUCAAGGCGCUGGGGGGCAAGAUUUUCUUCCUGGAGAGGCCUGCGUUCUCCGUGCUGAGCAUCCUCAAGAGCCCCAUGAUCUUAAUGGGCAUCGUCACAAUGGGCAUCGUAUUCGGCAUGCCGUACCUCAUGGACAACAUGGACCCCGAACUGCGCGCCGAAUUCGAAGAGCGACAAAAGGACAGCCCCCUCAACGCCAUCAUGGGCAACGCCCAGGCGGGACAGAACCCGCUCGGCAACUUUGAUAUGGCGGCUUACCUUGCGGGGUCUGGUAAAAAAGAAGGC